GGACGUAAAGACUCGGAAUCAACUCACCUUAUCCCUCCCCAGUAGAAAGCCCACAAAGUUGAACAUACAUUGCAAACUUAAGAACAACAAAUGUCGAUUGCGGCAGCAAUGAUAAGCUCUCGGCUCCUCUCCUUUCGAGUAUACUGCUCUGAUUCAAACCCCAGACGUGGUUUUGGUGCCCAAAAGGGCAAGCAAAAGGCAAACAAAGUCACCACAUCGAGGGAGAAGGAUACGCUGUCCCAACAAAGGAAAUCAACUACUCAAGGAUCUGAUCCCUUACCUACUCAGGCACCUGGUUUGAGGGUUCAAUUUGAUGGGAAGUCCAACACUAAAUCCUUGGACAGUGACUUUGAAGAACGGCUACAAGCAAUUAAAAGGGCAGCACUGGAGCAGAAAAAAGCAGAGGAAAACAAAGAAUUCGGACCAAUUGACUAUGAUGCACCAGUUGAAUCAGAGAAGAAUACAAUUGGCAUUGGAACUAAGAUUGGAGUAGGAGUAGCUGUUGUUGUUUUUGGUUUGGUUUUUGCUCUUGGAGACUUUCUUCCCUCUGGAAGUAUAAAUUCAACUGAGGAAGCUGCAGUGGUAGACAAGAGACUAUCACAAGAAGAGAAAUCUGCUCUUCAGACUAGGCUGAGGCAAUUUGAGGAAACACUUAGCAGCUCUCCAAAAGAUCCAACUGCACUAGAAGGAUACAAGUGGAUGACUAUCAAUUUGGAAUUCAUUCAAGAGGUAUUGCAGGGAGCAGCAGUUACCUUGGUGGAAUUAGGAGACUAUUCCCGGGCAAACUCUCUGCUUCAGGACUUGGCAAAGAUCAAGACAAGUGAUCCUGAUGUUUUCCGUUUGCUUGGAGAAGUGAAAUAUGAACUCAAGGAUUAUGAUGGAAGUGUUGCUGCCUAUAAAAUUUCUACAAUGGUGUCCACAGAUAUCAAUUUUGAGGUUUUGCGUGGUCUUACAAAUGCAUUCCUUGCUGCUAAGAAGCCAGAGGAGGCCGUUCAAUACCUUCUUUCCAUACAUGAGCGUCUGAAUAAGGAAAGAUCUAGUAUUUCUGAUCUCAAGCCUGACAGCAAUGCAGUGAAAACAGAAUCAGAGAAUUUGGAUCCUGUUCAGGUGGAUUUGCUGCUUGGGAAAGCCUAUUCAGAUUGGGGCCAUGUUAGUGAUGCUGUAGCUGUUUAUGAUGGGCUCAUUGCUAGCCACCCAAAUGAUUUCCGUGGUUAUUUGGCAAAGGGCAUCAUUUUAAAAGAAAAUGGUAAUGUUGGAGAUGCAGCGAGAAUGUUUAUCCAGGUGAGUAUACACUGUCAAGUUUGAUUUCUCAUUUUUGGCACACAUCUAUUUUGGUUAUACACUAGUGUCUCCAUUCAGGGCAUGUUUGGUUGAACUUAAAAGCAAGUUUGCUUUUGAGAAAAAUGUUCUCUCCAGAAUAUGAGAAGUUGUUGAAGGGAAAUUUGAAUUAGCUUUCUAAGGUGACUUAUAAGCAAGUUUAGUGGAAGCUAAGUUUGCUUUGGGAUGCCCUUAUUUCUUCUGCCUUAGGAUUAUAAUUCACAAAGUAUCUUGCUGACACAUGAGAAUAAGUAGUUUGUUUUCAAAUAUCUUUACAUUGCUGAGCAUAAAGUCUUGUUGCUUGCAGGCACGAUUUUUUGCACCAGAAAAAGCCAAAGCACUUGUAGAUCGAUAUUCAAGAUAAUAUAGACAGGGAGUUUCAAGAAGUUGGUGGGGAUGAAGAAGCACACGCAGCAUGAUCCAACAAAGACAGGGAGCAAGCCAGAAGGAACUCUCCAGCUCUCCUCUUCCAUAUUCAGCCCCUGCUGAAGGGCUCUUUGAGAUGGAUGAAUUGUCUGCUGUCCCUGCUUGCCAUCCUUUCAUCCAAAAGUAUAUAACAUGGCUUCACGUCAGUCAGUCUGUAUGAUAAUGAAAAGACUUGCGUAUAUGUAUUUGUCAAUAUAUUAUCCUUUUACUUCAAAGUUUGGUUUAUUAACUAUAUUCUGUUAACUAUAUUUAACACCAUAGCUGCAGCUAAAAAUAGUCAUUCAAUCCGUUAAUUACUGAGGAUAUUCACAUUUCUGUUGCUUGCUUUUAUUGUAUACAUGGAAUCAUUCCUAAAACAAAUAAUUUCUUUCUGU
Molecule: messenger RNA, 2117 nt
Organism: Rubroshorea leprosula
Lineage: Eukaryota; Viridiplantae; Streptophyta; Magnoliopsida; Malvales; Dipterocarpaceae
Source: the annotation of a GenBank genome assembly